Messenger RNA from Oreochromis niloticus (Nile tilapia), 928 nucleotides. RefSeq lists its product as uncharacterized. Lineage: Eukaryota; Metazoa; Chordata; Actinopteri; Cichliformes; Cichlidae. The record is from RefSeq and is a predicted model, not a curated record. The transcript is spliced from 4 exons. Bases 176 to 463 code for a protein of 95 amino acids.
CAAGUGUGACAUCAGCGGUCAUGGAGAGUCUCCAUCCAGCUGGAUCACUGUCACAGACAAACAUAUCAACAGAUCUCCACCUACAUCCACACCUCCACCUGCCUCUUCUGUUGGUUCCUCUCCACUUGUCCCCGUGUUGCUGACAGCUGGAACAGUCUGUGUUGUGUUAGUAGUGAUGUUACUGGUUGUUUUGGUGGAACGACAUGUUGACAGGAAACUUAAAGAGAGUGAUGCAGCUGCAGUCGACUCAGCAGUGAGAACAGAAGAUGUCACUUAUGGAGAAAUCAUCAUCAAAGAGAAGCAAGAAGAGGCAACUAUAAGAGAGAGUGAUGCAGCUGCAGUCGACUCAGCAGUGAGAACAGAAGAUGUCACUUAUGGAGAAAUCAUCAUCAAAGAGAAGCAAGAAGAAGCAACUAUAAAAUGUACAGCUGCUGUUCUUUGUCUCCAUCAUGGUUCAAGAUGACGUUUUUUCCAAAUAGGAGUGUGUGAGCAGAUGUCUCUGUGCUCUACAGCUAAUUUAUAUUUUUUUAAUAUCUUGUGAUUAAACUGUGUUAAAAAACAAACAAACAAAAAAACAGACUAUAUCUGCAGGUUUUAUGUUAUGUAAUAACACUUUUCAUAUAUUAUCCAUCUAUUUAUCUAUUUUCCUGCAUUAGCAGUCGGAUCACCUGGAGGUGUGAAAGAGAUUAUCUAUUGAAGCCUAUAAACAGAACAGUAAUCUUUGAACAAUGACGCAAAUGCACGGAUAAGUUUCUCUAGUUUAGAGGAGGAGACUACAAUUCUCAGAUUUGAAAUAUUCCUUAAGUAAAGAAAACUGUUGAAUCGAUUUAUGCUACCAUAACAAAUGCUCACUUACAGGAGUCAUGUACACGCUCAGCUGUCCUUCUGUUUCACUGUGAAAUAAAAUGAUUAUAUUGAUAAAAUGAAA